ACCUAAGGGGAGGGAGUAAGGGAGUGAAGACGCACAUGGCACGUCGCAGGCGGCCAGUGUUUACCCCGUGGGACAGCCUUCUCCCUCUCGCUGACGGACGAAAGGGAGGCCGUUCUCCUCCUGCUUCUUAUCCAGACACAACCGCCGCCGCCUCCUCCGCGUCCUCGGGUCAUGGACGGCGUGCAAUCUCAACACGUCGGCGUGGAGGAGGCUGAGGACACGUUCCGCGCCCUCGCCUACGACACGGCGCUCAGCACGGUGGUGGCGGUGGCAGUUUACGUGGCGCUCAAAGCCGGCCUGGACGGGGUCCGGCGGUGGCGCGCCCGCAUCUCGGUGCUUGUCGUGGGCUCGGGUCCGGUAGGGCUGACGGCCGCCCUGGUUGCUGUCCGCUCGGGGAAGGUGCUGAAGCUGACCGUGCUGGACGAGCGCAACCGGAGCGCGCUGCUCUGUCGGCCGCAGCAGAUCGCCCUGGACCCACGCAGCGUGGACUUUCUGCUGGGACUCGGCGUGGACUUUGACAACAUGGAGGGAUGCUGGCACGAUGAGCACUUCUUCACCAGAAUGGGCGUGUUCCAGGAGUACCUGCUCAGCAUCCUGGAGCAGAAGAAGCGGCAGGUGGACGUCAGGGUGCAACUCAGCACUAAGUUCACUGAGGAUUACCUGAGACGCAUCCCCGCCAGGGAGUGGCCACGUGUGAUUGUGGUGGCCGACGGCUCGUGUGGCGACUCUUGCUCCGUACUGGGUCUCAGCUCUGACUACAUGGUGGAGUCGUGCCACGCCUACGGAGCCAACGCCAGCAUCGAGAGGCUGGACCAGAGACAGGUGCCCACUCCGGAGAUCCGUGCCCACAGUCUCUACUUCGACCUAUCCGCGUACGGGGUGGAAGCCCAGCGGGAGCACCGCAACCUCUUGGCCAAGCAAGGGUUCCAUUUGAAGAUCUAUGGCACCUUCAGGAAUCGCUACAUGGCCCUCGCCUGUCCCGCCUCCGAUGCCAGGAUGGUCCGCUUCCUCAGACACACGGCCAACUCCUCGAUCAUGAAGAACAUCUUCUAUCAGUCCUUCAACGCGUACAAGACGGACAUCGAACCGCGGCUGAAUGACAUGACGCUCUACCACAUGCAGUGCAGCCGCCGCCUCUUUGAGGUCCAGCUGUCGCACAGACGCGUCAGCGCCGCCUACAUCGAGGGGGACAAUGUCGCUGUCACCGUGGAGGGAGAGGCGGCCCGCGUCCUCAACUUUGACACGGGCUGCGGAGUGAAUCUAGGCCUACGAGGCCUGGAGUCCAUGAGCACAUUCAUCUACCGCACGGCCACCGCCGUGGACCAGCACGACGUCAUGGAGGCUCUCUCGGCCAAGAUGCAGCACUCAAGACAAGUGGCUCGCACCUUCAAGCAGACAGGUCUGACUGAGUCCAUGUAUGCCUGAAACUUCUGAUUUCAUGGAUGGUGCACACUGGUGGUUACAGAGAGAAGUUGUCACGCCAAUGCCAACGAGUAUCAUCAACUCACCUAAAACGCCUUGGACUGAGUUUCUGAUGCCUUUGCUAUAGUAGUAUAAUUUUUUUGUGAUGGAUUGUGUCCUUUUUUAAUACUGUAUGUAAAAUAAUGAUAUACUUAAGGAUUAUACUUUUAAAGGGACUUCAAGUUGAA
Messenger RNA from Syngnathus acus (greater pipefish), 1649 nucleotides. RefSeq lists its product as uncharacterized. The record is from RefSeq and is a predicted model, not a curated record. The transcript has 5 exons. Lineage: Eukaryota; Metazoa; Chordata; Actinopteri; Syngnathiformes; Syngnathidae. The coding region runs from base 172 to 1425 and encodes 417 amino acids.